Messenger RNA from Homo sapiens (human), 2562 nucleotides. It is a transcript of the gene CWH43, whose product is annotated as cell wall biogenesis 43 C-terminal homolog. Lineage: Eukaryota; Metazoa; Chordata; Mammalia; Primates; Hominidae. The record is from RefSeq and is a predicted model, not a curated record. The transcript is spliced from 16 exons. Bases 298 to 2373 code for a protein of 691 amino acids. Gene Ontology annotation, cellular component: membrane.
GCCUUUAAGUUUAACUUAAUACAGUUCAGUGCUGAACUUUAAAAUUCAGAAGGAAAGGGGCACCCGUUUUCCCCAGGAGCUGUAGGUGGACACUGGGCGGCAGCUGCUGCCGUGGGCUGGGCCCAGGACAAGUGGCCUUGGUGUCGGCUGCACACUUGGGCAUUUGGCGAAAAGCAUCAGACUCGAGUCUCAUCUGCUCUCUCACCAGCUUUGCAAAAUCCCGAGGACAAUUUUAUUGGUGUAAUUCUGUCGGAGCUGUGAUGUGUUUCUUGGUCUCUCUACCAUGACCUGGGACCGAUGAUCUAUUACUUUCCUUUGCAAACACUAGAACUCACUGGGCUUGAAGGUUUUAGUAUAGCAUUUCUUUCUCCAAUAUUCCUAACAAUUACUCCUUUCUGGAAAUUGGUUAACAAGAAGUGGAUGCUAACCCUGCUGAGGAUAAUCACUAUUGGCAGCAUAGCCUCCUUCCAGGCUCCAAAUGCCAAACUUCGACUGAUGGUUCUUGCGCUUGGGGUGUCUUCCUCACUGAUAGUGCAAGCUGUGACUUGGUGGUCAGGAAGUCAUUUGCAAAGGUACCUCAGAAUUUGGGGAUUCAUUUUAGGACAGAUUGUUCUUGUUGUUCUACGCAUAUGGUAUACUUCACUAAACCCAAUCUGGAGUUAUCAGAUGUCCAACAAAGUGAUACUGACAUUAAGUGCCAUAGCCACACUUGAUCGUAUUGGCACAGAUGGUGACUGCAGUAAACCUGAAGAAAAGAAGACUGGUGAGGUAGCCACGGGGAUGGCCUCUAGACCCAACUGGCUGCUGGCAGGGGCUGCUUUUGGUAGCCUUGUGUUCCUCACCCACUGGGUUUUUGGAGAAGUCUCUCUUGUUUCCAGAUGGGCAGUGAGUGGGCAUCCACAUCCAGGGCCAGAUCCUAACCCAUUUGGAGGUGCAGUACUGCUGUGCUUGGCAAGUGGAUUGAUGCUUCCAUCUUGUUUGUGGUUUCGUGGUACUGGUUUGAUCUGGUGGGUUACAGGAACAGCUUCAGCUGCGGGGCUCCUUUACCUGCACACAUGGGCAGCUGCUGUGUCUGGCUGUGUCUUCGCCAUCUUUACUGCAUCCAUGUGGCCCCAAACACUUGGACACCUUAUUAACUCAGGGACAAACCCUGGGAAAACCAUGACCAUUGCCAUGAUAUUUUAUCUUCUAGAAAUAUUUUUCUGUGCCUGGUGCACAGCUUUUAAGUUUGUCCCAGGAGGUGUCUACGCUAGAGAAAGAUCAGAUGUGCUUUUGGGGACAAUGAUGUUAAUUAUCGGGCUGAAUAUGCUAUUUGGUCCUAAGAAAAACCUUGACUUGCUUCUUCAAACAAAAAACAGUUCUAAAGUGCUUUUCAGAAAGAGUGAAAAAUACAUGAAACUUUUUCUGUGGCUGCUUGUUGGUGUGGGAUUGUUGGGAUUAGGACUACGGCAUAAAGCCUAUGAGAGAAAACUGGGCAAAGUGGCACCAACCAAAGAGGUCUCUGCUGCCAUCUGGCCUUUCAGGUUUGGAUAUGACAAUGAAGGGUGGUCUAGUCUAGAAAGAUCAGCUCACCUGCUCAAUGAAACAGGUGCAGAUUUCAUAACAAUUUUGGAGAGUGAUGCUUCUAAGCCCUAUAUGGGGAACAAUGACUUAACCAUGUGGCUAGGGGAAAAGUUGGGUUUCUAUACAGACUUUGGUCCAAGCACAAGGUAUCACACUUGGGGGAUUAUGGCUUUGUCAAGAUACCCAAUUGUGAAAUCUGAGCAUCACCUUCUUCCGUCACCAGAGGGCGAGAUCGCACCAGCCAUCACAUUGACCGUUAACAUUUCGGGCAAGCUGGUGGAUUUUGUCGUGACACACUUUGGGAACCACGAGUGGGUUUCUUUGGCCCACCUAAUAUUACACAAAUGCCAAGAAAUGUUAUUAACAAUAGAUGACCUCGACAGGAAACUGCAGGCUAUUGCUGUUUCAAAACUACUGAAAAGUAGCUCUAAUCAAGUGAUAUUUCUGGGAUAUAUCACUUCAGCACCUGGCUCCAGAGAUUAUCUACAGCUCACUGAACAUGGCAAUGUGAAGGAUAUCGACAGCACUGAUCAUGACAGAUGGUGUGAAUACAUUAUGUAUCGAGGGCUGAUCAGGUUGGGUUAUGCAAGAAUCUCCCAUGCUGAACUGAGUGAUUCAGAAAUUCAGAUGGCAAAAUUUAGGAUCCCUGAUGACCCCACUAAUUAUAGAGACAACCAGAAAGUGGUCAUAGACCACAGAGAAGUUUCUGAGAAAAUUCAUUUUAAUCCCAGAUUUGGAUCCUACAAAGAAGGACACAAUUAUGAAAACAACCAUCAUUUUCAUAUGAAUACUCCCAAAUACUUUUUAUGAAACAUUUAAAACAAGAAGUUAUUGGCUGGGAAAAUCUAAGAAAAAAAGUAUGUAAGAUAAAAAGAAGAGAUUAAUGAAAGUGGGAAAAUACACAUGAAGAACCUCAACUUAAAAAACACAUGGUAUCUAUGCAGUGGGAAAUUACCUCCAUUUGUAAACUAUGUUGCUUAAUAAAAACAUUUCUCUAAA